GCGAGGGGUGAUGUCAAACCAGCUGAGCUCAGAAAGUAAACAGCGCUCCAGAGAGCAGCAUGCCUUCAGCGGCACGGCUGCAGAGGCAGAGCCAGCGGCAAUGCUGCAUGCUCCCUCACACCUCCCUGCUCUUCGUUCUCCUUCUCAUCUUCCUCCUGGUCUCUUCAGGGAUGGCAUGGCCAUAUGACUACAGAUAUCUGUAUAACUUUUGCCCUGGCCCAGAGUGGAAUGUAAUGUGUAGAGGAUGUUGCGAAUAUGAUGUGAUCCGAUGUAAAUGCCCUCUUCAGGGUACACAAGUGGGAUAUGCCGUUCCAUGCUGCAGGAACGCUCGGCAUGAAUGCGAUCCCUGCAUCAUCCAUCCAGGCUGCAGCAUAUUUGAAAACUGCAAGCGGUGCAAUAAUGGGACAUGGGGGCCGAGGGACGACUUCUUCAUCAAGGGCCAAUACUGUGCUGAGUGCCGUCCUGGGUGGUCUGGUGGUGACUGUCUGACAUGUGGUGGUGUGAUCAGGAAGCGGCAAGGUCAUCUGGUUUUGGAAAGUUACCCCACUAAUGCCCGCUGUGAGUGGACCCUGCAGGUUAAUCAGCCUUUCACUAUAGAACUCAGGUUCAUGAUGCUGAGUCUGGAAUUUGACCAUACUUGUCGCUAUGACUAUGUAGAAGUCAGAGAUGGUGACAGUAUAAACUCUCAAGUGAUUGGUCGAUACUGUGGAAAUGAACGCCCACCUCCGAUCCAUAGCACUGGCAAUUCCCUGCACAUACUGUUUGUUUCUGAUGGCUACAAGAACUUUGAUGGGUUGUUUGCCAUCUUUCAGGAGAACUCAGCAUGCACCUCCUCCCCCUGUCUGCACGAUGGCACGUGUAUAUUGGACUCCUCUCACUCCUAUCACUGUGCAUGUCUGGCUGGGUACACAGGAAAGAGAUGUGAAUAUGUGUUGGAGUGUAAGAAGCCUGUGCCACCGGACCACGGCACUGUGGAGAGUUUGGAUGUGAGGGUUGGAGGUCAGGCUCUAUUUAGCUGUGAUCCAGGUUUCACGCUAAAAGGCUUCGACAUGGCCACCUGUCUGCUGGACGGCUCAUGGAGCACACCGAUGCCAUACUGUGUGCCUGAAAAGAACUGUGGCAUCCCUCUUAAGCCAGCACAUGGAGACCAUUUCCUGGUGUAUGGUCCGAAUGAUGUGCUCAUUGCAUUGCAGUAUCUGUGCUAUAGACCAUACACUCUGGUUGGAAAUCCUCAAAGAACCUGUCUGGGCAACAACACAUGGAGUGGAACAGCACCCACCUGUGUCAAAGAUGGCAUCAUGCCUGUACCAGAUAAAGAAAAGGACAUAUUAAAAGGUUCAGACAUUGGAAAAGACAAACAAACUGACUUCAUAGAUAAGACUGGACUAGAGAAAGAGAAGACUCCAGACAAAACAGUUAGCCUGGAAAUACCGAUAAGUGGGAAGGACAAGAUUGGAUUAGACACAGAUUUUGGUAAAGGCCAAGAGGUGGAGAAAGGCAUAGGGAAGGACCCAGGCAAAGACAUUGGAAAGGAAAAACCCACAGCUGGAAGCAAGGACAAAAUUAGUGGCAAAGAUGCUGAAGAUAGCAUGAACACAGUCCGGAAAAAAGACUCAGACAAUGGGAAAAUUGUUCACUACUUGGACAAAGAUGGAGGUUUGGACAGUGCAGAAAAAGUUGUAAUAGACCCAACUAACGAUUUGGACACGAACAUUGUAGAUAUUGUGCUAAUUGAUGACAAAAGCACCAUUAAAGAGGCCAUCAUACACAAGGCUACUGAAAAAGAUAACAAAGAAACAGUGACCGAAAUACCACAGUACACAAUAGUUAGCCUGAGAAAAGAUGAGAAAGAUGAGAAUGUCCCUUAUAAAAUAGACACUUCAAGCACAAGCAACACCACUGAGCCUGUAGAUAGCAAUGAUAUAGAGGAAAGCCUGCAGACAUUGCUCCCUAAAGAAACUCCAAAGAUUCAACUACAAGCCCAUGAAGAUAACAGCACAGAGAGAGCCAUUGUACCAACACAGAGCCCUGACACUGAGAGAGUUACGGCUGGGGAGACAUGGCAAGGUGGAGACCAUGAAAAAACGACAGUACCAGACUCAGAGAGUCCAAUCAAAGAAACGCCUAAGACGGACAUGGGUACGAGAGCUGAAACCGAGAGCCGACACACUGAGAAAGAAGUGGAAAACCUCAGUAUCAUUGAGGCCGAGGGCAGGAAGUGUCCCCCACCCCCUCGGCUAUACCAUGGUUUCUAUGAGUGGGUGCCUGGUGCAGAUCCAGAGAUGGUAGAGUUCUACUGCAACCACUCGUAUGCUCUGAGUGGCAGUGCUCGCAGAACCUGCCAGCCUAAUGGCACCUGGAGCGACACACAGCCCAUCUGUGUGCGGGCCUGCCGGGAGCCCAAAGUGUCAGUACUGGUGAGACAGAAAGUCCUGCCCCCACAAGUCCCUUUCAGGAAAACUCCUGUGCAUAAGUUUUACUCCACCUCAGGCUUGACAAAACUCUUCAGCCCGGUGAGUCCAACUAAAGGACCAGUGACUUUGCCUCCACUCCCACCAGGUUUCCACCAUCUCUACACACACAUUGAGUACGGGUGCACCUCACCCUACUACCAUCACACUGGGAGCACACGCAGAACGUGCCUCAAGACAGGCAAGUGGAGCGGCCGCCAUGUCUCCUGUUCACCAGUAUGUGGCAAGUUGCCGAACUUUGAUCCACAGCGUCCAGCAGACUCUAACUGGCCAUGGCUGGUUGCUAUCUACCGUCGGUCUGGCCAAGAUCAAGGAGAAAAGCUGGGAAAAGCAACUAGCCUGGGGAAGGACGCAGGUCUGAUGUAUAAGGAAGAUGAUAUGUCUUUAGAGAACUGGCAGCUGGUUUGUAGUGGAGCUCUGCUCAACCAGCGCAGUGUGGUGGUGGCUGCCCAUUGCGUCACUGAUCUUGGAAAAGUCUACCCACUGGACGUGUCUAAAAUACGGGUGGUGCUGGGAAAACAUUACCGCAGUGACCUGCACCAGACUAAGGGCUUGCAACACCUCAGGGUGUCCUCCAUCACUGUACACCCUAAUUAUGACCCUCUGGUACUAGACUCUGACCUGGCCAUCCUCAAACUGUUGGAUAAAGCUCGUAUCAGUGAACAUGUUCUGCCCAUCUGCCUCCCAACCGCCCAUGAUGCAGAGGAGCAGGCUCUACCCAGACAGGCCAUAGUGACGGGCUGGUCCCUCAUUCCUGACGCCAGUGUUGGGGAGAGCGAGAGGGCACGUGUGGGCACAGUGAUGCUGGGUGAUGUGGUGCACUGUGAGCAACAAUAUGCCCAGUAUGGCCUUCCCAUCAGUGUCUCUGAGAACAUGUUGUGUGGGCGCCUGGGUCCUGGCGUCAGUCCUUCUAACAUCUGUCCAGCUGAGACUGGAGGGGUCCUGAUUGCCCCGCCCACUUCCUCACCUGACCUUGCUUCUUCGCUGUUUCCAAACCCCAUGAAGGAGUGGAAGCUCCUGGGAUUAGUUAGUUUUGGGUAUGACUCACUAGACUGCAACCCGGAACUUUAUACUGUCUACACACACAUCUCUAACUUCCUCGACUUUUUUGAGAGCAAUAUGAAGUAAUAAAUCAUGUGCAAUUUAGUUCCUCUUUCAACCAAUGCCUCCUCUGUUCUGCCCUAAUAAUCCUUUCAUAUGUAGCUUGAUAUAAAGGCUGAACUAACACUGGACUAUGCUGCCAAGAGAAGACAGCAAUAUUUAGGAAGGGCAUUUACUCUAUGCUGAGCUAGGAGCAGCUUCUCCCAGCUCUAUCUUUCGCUUAAAUGAAUAGCAAAGGGACCAUCAAACUCACCUUAAAAUAUCAUCAAAGGGAAACUUCUACCAACACUGACCCUUCUCUUAACCACACGUGGGUCCUCAGGUAAUCGGGUGCUGUAAGUUUGACCAGAGAACCAAAUCUCCUGAUAUAUUUCAUACCAGCGAUAGUUGAUUUUCUGAAUAUUGGUUUUGUACAUAUAGUGUAAUGUAUUAUUCUACAACUGUAAACAUGACAAAAAUGAUGUAUAUAUUGUAUAAAAUUAUUGCAAACUUAUUGCCUUUUAAAUAAAAUAAUUUGGUGGUUGUGUUGUGAA
Pangasianodon hypophthalmus (striped catfish) is the source of this 4105-nucleotide messenger RNA. It is a transcript of the gene pamr1b, whose product is annotated as peptidase domain containing associated with muscle regeneration 1b. The coding region runs from base 60 to 3599 and encodes 1179 amino acids. Gene Ontology annotation, molecular function: serine-type endopeptidase activity. Gene Ontology annotation, biological process: proteolysis. The record is from RefSeq and is a predicted model, not a curated record. Lineage: Eukaryota; Metazoa; Chordata; Actinopteri; Siluriformes; Pangasiidae. The transcript is spliced from 14 exons.